This is a messenger RNA of Dermacentor albipictus, 663 nucleotides long. NCBI's taxonomy places the organism in Eukaryota, Metazoa, Arthropoda, Arachnida, Ixodida, Ixodidae. The record is from RefSeq and is a predicted model, not a curated record.
GUAGCAAAGCAAUGUCUUCAGAGAGACGCCUAGUAGUUCUUGUGCUCUCAGUCAUAGUCUCAGGAGUGUGGUUAACUGAGAGCUCCGCCAAAAGCAGUGAAGAAGAGGACCAGGACUACGCUAUCAAUGAGUUCUUCAAUACAACUGACGCAAUUUGGGUUUUGAACACUACUCAGCCGAAUGCACAGAAAUGCCGAAUGGACGUGAACUAUAAUAUUACUGCGAACAUCACUUACUUCAACAGGUCCUAUGAAGAGAAUGGGUUAACCAUAACAGAAGAACUCCAAGGAAAAUUUGGCGUUCAUGAUGAUCACGGCAAUGUCUUCGACAUGAUUGAAGUGUCUGGAGAAAAAAGGGGAGUAUUCGAGGAAUUGUUAGAAUAUGCCAGCAAGAACUACACGUGCGGUGUCGUUAAAGUGUUCGCCUGGAUUAAUGACACUCUUCAGAUCUGGAGAGAUGUGCGUGUGAGAAAUCUCACGGACAGCGCUACAAGUAUUGAAGAGAAUUGCACGAACUACUUUGAUAAUAUUGUAAAGAAGUUUGAGAAAAACUGGACAUCUCCAUACGACGCUACAUGCAAAUGAGCAUCGCAGAAGAGCCUACUUUCUGUUAUGCUUGCCUGUUCUUGGCCUUAUUAUUACUCUUAUAAUAAAGCGUCCAAAA